GACUCUCUCUCCCUCCCUUUCCCCCUCUCUCUAUCCCUCUGUGCUGUAGGAGCUGGGUCUGAUCCGUAAGCCAGCCUCCUUUAUGACCAGUAUCUGUGAUGAGAGGGGCCAGGAGCUCAUCUACGCUGGAAUGCCCAUCACUGAGGUGUUCAAGUCGGAGAUGGGCAUGGGAGGAACCCUGGGACUGCUCUGGUUCCAGAGGAGGCUGCCCAGUUAUGCUUCCAAGUUCAUUGAGAUGUGUCUGAUGGUGACUGCUGACCAUGGUCCUGCCGUCUCCGGUGCCCACAACACCAUCGUGUGUGCCCGUGCUGGCAAAGACCUCAUCUCUAGCCUCACCUCUGGCCUGCUCACCAUCGGGGACCGGUUCGGAGGGGCCCUGGACGCUGCAGCCAAGCAGUUCAGCAAGGCGUUUGACAGCGGCAUGCUGCCCAUGGAGUUUGUCAAUAAGAUGAAGAAGGAGGGCAACCUGAUCAUGGGCAUCGGACACCGGGUCAAGUCGAUCAACAACCCAGACAUGCGGGUGCAGAUCCUGAAGGACUUUGUGAAGAAGAACUUCCCCUCCACCCAGCUGUUGGACUACGCCAUGGAUGUAGAGAAGAUCACCACCGCCAAGAAACCCAACCUGAUCCUGAAUGUGGACGGUUUCAUCGGAGUAGCCUUUGUGGACCUGCUCAGGAACUGUGGUGGAUUUACACGGGACGAGGCUGAUGAGUUUGUGGAGAUCGGAGCGCUGAAUGGAAUCUUUGUCCUGGGGCGGAGCAUGGGCUUCAUCGGACACUACCUGGAUCAGAAGAGGCUGAAACAGGGUCUGUACCGUCACCCUUGGGACGACAUCUCCUACGUUCUCCCCGAACAUAUGUCCAUGUAACCACGGAAACCAGACCAUGGACCCCCCCCCUCCCCCAGUUACCCCACCACUGUACCCUAACCUCCACCCCCACCUGUGCUGUGUUCGGUCAGCCCCAAGUGGUGGGAGAGCAACAAUGAGGACUGAUAUUAUUAUAGAUGUGUCUUUGCAACAGUAGUAAGGACAACCCUUUUUAAAUGAAUACGGUUUCAGUUUUUUUAAAUCAGUUGGCUGAUCAAACAUGCCGCAACCCCGUUAAUAAUAGCAAGGCCUGCAAAACUGUGAAGCCGCUCUCAGUCUGUGUCUGCUAGAGAGAUCAAGCAAGCUGCAGAGUGUGAAAAGAGGCUCAUUCGUUGGUUGACCCUUAAUAGUGUGGGAGUGCAGUUAAUGCAAUUCUCUUCCCAAGAUUACCAGUAGGGAUACAGAUGAUUGUCUUCCUAUUUACUGCCAAUACUACUACUACUACAACUUCUGUACUACACCUAUGCCUACAGUGAAGUACGUUGAUGAGACUAUCAUCUCUCUCCGUAAACCAAGCAUGUGUCUGUGUAUCACAGACUUCCUGUGUGUCGCUGUGCAGUUCUCUUUCUUAUUAAGUGUGUCGGUGCCAUAUUUAAAUCAUACGCUUUCUAUCAGGGGUUGAGCCGUAGUGCAAUAAUACUAGCUACUGCUUUACAGUUCUAUAGAUUAUAACUUUAUUUAUGUAUAGAUGUUUUAACAGCUGAGUAAAUACAUGUAAUAGAUAGUAUUAAGCAUCCAUUGUUUUGAUGUACUGUAAAUGCCCACGAAACUGUUGUGUUUAGACCGUAAGAUAUGCAGCUGACCGAGCACAUUGGGCUGUAAAUACAGUGAAAAGCUCAUCCUGUGUCCUAAACAGGACGGUGUCCAGUAUGGCAACGGUACCAUAGAAUGCAGCAUUAUUUAUCUGAACGUCACUAGCUAGACUAGCUCCAUUGUGACCGGCUAUUUCUCGUAAGAUGUGUCUAUCUGCCUGUACUAUUUGUGUUGUCAUGUCAACACAAUUUGUUUGAUUUAAAUGUGAUUAGUGAACUGAACGUGCCUCUGUAGAGAUGUGUUGUAAUAUAUUUUCAGAACGUUGUGACUGAGUAUAUUAAAGAUGACCCAUUGGAACACAGCUCUGUCUGGUGUUUCCGGUGUCGCGGAUCAUACAAUAAAUGUGCUAUAAUUGUAA
This is a messenger RNA of Oncorhynchus nerka (sockeye salmon), 2039 nucleotides long. RefSeq names its product ATP-citrate synthase-like. Gene Ontology annotation, molecular function: ATP citrate synthase activity. Gene Ontology annotation, cellular component: cytosol. NCBI's taxonomy places the organism in Eukaryota, Metazoa, Chordata, Actinopteri, Salmoniformes, Salmonidae. Bases 83 to 868 code for a protein of 261 amino acids. The transcript has 7 exons. Gene Ontology annotation, biological process: tricarboxylic acid cycle; fatty acid biosynthetic process; acetyl-CoA biosynthetic process. The record is from RefSeq and is a predicted model, not a curated record.